Thermothelomyces thermophilus ATCC 42464 is the source of this 1737-nucleotide messenger RNA. RefSeq lists its product as uncharacterized. NCBI's taxonomy places the organism in Eukaryota, Fungi, Ascomycota, Sordariomycetes, Sordariales, Chaetomiaceae. Bases 186 to 1466 code for a protein of 426 amino acids. The record is from RefSeq and is a predicted model, not a curated record. Gene Ontology annotation, biological process: retrograde transport, endosome to Golgi. Gene Ontology annotation, cellular component: late endosome; cytoplasm. The transcript has a single exon. Gene Ontology annotation, molecular function: oxidoreductase activity.
GUUAUUUGCCGGCAGGUCGAUCGAUGCUCUCCCAGGUUGGUGGUAUAUAUAAUGAACAGCUUUUACCUCCUCGCGAAACGGACUAUGUGAUAUAUUCCCGAACAGGGUUUUCUUUUUCUUUUUCUUUUCUUUUUUUUUUUUCCACAACAGCUUUCUGGCUUUAGUUCCGUCGUGCAACUGUUAAGAUGUCUUCGACCGUCAUCCUUGGGGCGGGUAUCAUCGGUGUUUCGACGGCCUACUACCUCUCCCAGCAUCAGGAUCCGACAAGCAUUCAACUGGUCGAGCCGUCACCGGAGCUCUUCUCCUCUGCAUCUGGCUACGCCGGCGGCUUCCUCGCCAAGGACUGGUUUGGACCCUCGUUGACAGCUCUCGGCGCCCUCAGCUUCAAUGAGCACCGCCGGCUUGCAGAGGAACACGGCGGACGCGAGAAGUGGGGUUACUCGCGGUCUACAUGCGUCAGCUACGCAGCAUCUGCCGCGGCGCGAGACUCGGGUUCGCGAGGCGACGACUGGCUACGUCACGGAACCAGCCGCGCCGACGCGGCCCCUGUGAUCCAGGACCCCUUGUCCGGAAACACGCCGGGGUGGCUGCGGAGGCUGGAAGGCGACCACAUCGAGCUCAUCAGCGACGAGGGUUCGACGGCGCAGCUCGAUCCCCUCUUGCUCUGCCAGUUCCUCUUGCAAGAAUGCCUCCAGCGCGGUGUGAAGCUUCAUCACCCGGCUAAGCCGGUCUCGGUGAGCACGGAUGCGAAGGGCGAGCUGGUCGGUAUUCGCAUCAUCGAUACCAAGCCGUCUGCUACGGAGACGGAGCUGCCCUGUGCGAGGCUGAUCAUCACGGCCGGUGCGUGGACGGGGCAGGUCUUCCAGACGUUGUUCCCCGAGUCGGAUCUGCAGGUCCCGAUCCAGAGCCUGGCCGGGCACUCGCUGGUCCUCAAGUCGCCGCGGUGGCAUACCGGACUGGAGAGCAAAGGCUGCCAUGCCGUCUUCGCCACGCACACACAGGGGUUCUGCCCAGAGAUGUUCUCGAGACUGGACGGGCACAUUUACUUCUCAGGGUUGAACUCAUCGACUCUGCCGCUUCCGGACGCAGCGGCGGGGAAGGCGACGCCAUACAAAGAGGACCUGGCUCAGCUGCGGCAGGCAGCAAGGGAGAUUCUUGGAACCGGGCCGGAGGCGGAAGACGACCUGGAGGUCGUGCGGGAGGGGCUGUGCUUCCGGCCGGUGACAGCGUGGGGGACGCCCAUCAUCUCGCGGAUACGGGAUGGAGACCUCGGUGCUGGUGUGGUGACGAGACCCGGGGCCGAGGGUGGCGUGUAUAUUGCCGCCGGCCACGGGCCGUGGGGUAUCGCGAUGAGUCUCGGCACGGGUAUCGUGCUGGCUGAGAUGGUGCAGGGACGGACGCUCAGUGUGGAUGUGAGCGGGCUAGCUCUUGACGGGAACAGGGCAAGGGAACUGUCUGCGAACUGAGCACAACCGGAUAUCCGCCAGUCUUCGCGUAAUGUGUCGAGUCAUCGUAAUUGAGGACUUUCAAACAGCCCCUUCGUCUCUUCCGAGAGUAUCACUACACUAGACUACCCGCAUGCACGGUGCGCAUCUCCAUCACAGGCACCACAGGACUCUGGAAUUCGGGUUCGGAUACCUGAGCGGGGCAGCAGUUUGCAUGUAGUGACCAAUCUGCUAUCCGGACAGCGAACGCAAGUGUUCCUCAUCACGCAAUCGUCAAGUCGAGACUAUUGAG